AUGGCCCCCCUGGCGAGCGAGCCGCGUCAGCUCCUCGUGGUCCUCAAUCUGGCUAAGCGCAAGGCGCUCUAUACACUGGUUGUUGAGAUCACGGCAUGGAUGCGGUCGCAGUUGGAGCUGCGCCAACCGAGCGAUGCCGAUGCCGAGGCCGAGGCCGGUGUAGCUCCGCUGUUUGUCUCUCCCGCUCUCGCGCCUGAUGAGGACGGCCGGCCCGUCGACGUCUCCGUCUUGCAGCGGAAGACACCGCCCAGCCCCGAACUUGUCCGGCUGCGGAAUGCCGCCCUCGCCCACUUCGACGCCUGGCGCAGGGAUGUCCUCGGCAAGCUGAAGGAGGUCUUGUCGCCCCCGGACGAUGCCGGAAUCGUCGAGGAACGCCGGAAGCGGACCGAGCGCAUCGCCCGGGAGCGGGUCGAGAUCCCCUCUUCCGGCGAGAACCUAAUGGAUCUGAGUGACUGGGGCCCGGGCGUUGAUGCUGUUGCCGAGGCCAAGGCGACACGGGCCCGAGACGUGGCCCGGCUUCAGUCCGAUUUUCAUGCCAUCCCUACGCGUUUAUUGACUAUCCCGCAAGAUGACCGAGAGGAGACCCUGAGCUGCCUGCUACUUUUACUGCUCUCAGCCGGCAGCUAUUCUGCCGACUCUCGCGUGCUGGCCGUCUAUCUGGCCUCGGCGUUCGAAAUCCCCCUGUCGAGGUUAAACACUGAGGAGACUGAGAUCGCCUGUUCGCUGGUUGAGACGUCGGCAGAGGCCGCACGGAAGCAAGCAAGCCCUUCCAUGUCGGCGGAUGCAGAAGCCGAAAAACGGAAGCAGCAAAAUCAGACCAGUCGGUACUGGAAAGUUGGCCUGGCCUCGGUUGCCGGCGCCGCCAUCAUAGGCGUGACAGGCGGUCUUGCGGCGCCAAUGGUUGCCGGUGCUAUCGGCGGUCUCAUGGGAUCAGUUGGUUUAGGUGGCGUCGCUUCCUUCUUAGGCUUGUUUUGGAUGAAUGGCGCGCUUGUGGGAACGCUCUUUGGGGCAUACGGCGCGCGCAUGACAGGAGAGGCUGUCGACCAGUAUGCUCGGGAGGUUGAAGACUUCCGCUUCUUACCCCUCAAGGACCAGCUGCGCUCCGGUAGUCCGAAAAGCAAAGAUGAAGCGAGACGUCUCCGGGUAACUAUCGGUGUAAAUGGCUGGCUCGACUCCGAGCACGACAUAAAGGCUCCCUGGCGGUCCCUCGGCGACGACACUGAGGUCUUUGCGCUGAGAUACGAGGUGAAGAGCCUGAUGGGGCUUGGCCAGUCGCUCAAAGACCUUGUCUCUUCAGCGGCAUGGAACUGGGUCAAGGUAGAGAUUCUGAAGAGAACUGUCCUGGUGACGCUCUGGGCUGCUCUGUGGCCAGUAUAUCUCUUGUCGAUGGCUUCGAGUAUCGACAACCCGUUCAGCCUCGCAAAGAACAGGUCGGAAAAGGCCGGCGAGAUUCUUGCAGACGCCUUGAUCAACAAGGUCCAAGGCGAACGACCAGUUACAUUAGUUGGGUAUUCUCUUGGCGCAAGAGUUAUCUACAGUUGCCUCCGAUCGUUGGCACAACGGCGAGCCUUCGGCCUUGUCGACACCGUUGUCCUCAUCGGAGCACCCAUCCCCUCCAACCGGAACCACUGGCAGAUGAUGCGCAGCGUAGUGUCGGGGAAGGUUUUCAAUGUCUGCUCUGAAAACGACUAUCUUCUCGCUUUCUUGUACCGCGCAACAUCUAUCCAGCUCGGCGUUGCCGGCCUACAAUCGAUUAAAGACAUCGAGGGCGUGGAGAAUAUCGACUUAAGCGAAGAGGUCGACGGGCAUUUGCGCUACCCCGAUAUCAUUGACAAGAUACUGUACCGAUGCGGGUUUCAAGUCGUCGAGGGUGCUGCCGGGCCGAUCGAGAAAGACGAGGGCGGGAUUAAGAUGGAGGAUAGCACUGCAGCUGGCGCCACGGGGACUUUGAUCGAGUUUGACGCUCUGGCCAUCACUGAACCCCCGAGACCGACACCAGAGCCUGCAGCUCCUCCCCUUGCGCAUAGCCCGAAACUAGCUACACAGCCGACGAGCCCAGAUCCCGAGCGGAAGCAGCGGACCGCCGUCACUAGAUGGGCGCCAUCAAACAUCUCAGCUAGCCAGAGCCCGCUGGGAACUGAGGUGCCGCCAGAUCCGCUUUCCCAGCUGCCCUCGACGGUGAACCUUCAUGCCGCUGGGGCCAUCGAUACCGCCCAGCGCUAUUUCCGUCCCGUCUACCCCAAAGACCACGCCUGGUGUAGACCGGUUCCCGCCUGCCUAUAA
This is a messenger RNA of Lasiosphaeria miniovina, 2283 nucleotides long. RefSeq lists its product as uncharacterized. The transcript is spliced from 2 exons. The record is from RefSeq and is a predicted model, not a curated record. Lineage: Eukaryota; Fungi; Ascomycota; Sordariomycetes; Sordariales; Lasiosphaeriaceae. Bases 1 to 2283 code for a protein of 760 amino acids.